Messenger RNA from Magnusiomyces paraingens, 936 nucleotides. RefSeq lists its product as uncharacterized. The record is from RefSeq and is a predicted model, not a curated record. Lineage: Eukaryota; Fungi; Ascomycota; Dipodascomycetes; Dipodascales; Dipodascaceae. Gene Ontology annotation, molecular function: ribosome binding; RNA binding; translation initiation factor activity. Bases 1 to 936 code for a protein of 311 amino acids. The transcript has 4 exons. Gene Ontology annotation, cellular component: eukaryotic translation initiation factor 2 complex; eukaryotic 48S preinitiation complex; multi-eIF complex.
AUGGCUGAAGAAGUGAACACCACCUCGUGCAGAUUCUACGAGAACAAAUACCCCGAAGUUGAUGACUUCGUCGUCGUCAAUGUUAGAGAGAUUGCUGAUAUGGGCGCUUAUGUCAAACUGCUAGAAUAUGACAACAUCGAAGGCAUGAUCUUGCUUUCUGAACUUUCUAGAAGAAGAAUUAGAAGUAUCCAAAAACACGUCAAGGUUGGCCGCAAUGAGGUCGUCGUUGUUCUCAGAGUCGAUACGGAUAAGGGUUACAUUGAUCUGUCGAAACGAAGAGUCUCUCCUGAAGACGCCGCAAAGGCCGAAGAAAAGUACAACAAAUCCAAAGCAGUUCACUCAAUUCUUCGCCAUGUUGCUGAGAAGCACAAGUACCCCUUAGAAAAGCUCUACGAAAAGAUUGGCUGGCCAUUGAGCAGAAAAUACGGCCAUGCUUACGAGGCUUUCAAGAUUGCCAUCACCAACCCUGAGCAAGUUUUUGAGGGCAUCGAAGCUCCAUCAAAAGAAAUCAUGGACGACCUCCUGCUUCAAAUCUCCAGAAAGCUCACUCCCAACCCAGUAAAGGUUCGUGCUGACAUUGAGGUCACCUGCUUCAGCUACGAAGGUGUCGAUGCCGUCAAGGCUGCUCUUUCCGCCGGUGAAGCGCUUAAUACCGAAGAUAUCCCUGUCAAAGUCAAGCUUGUCGCCGCCCCCCUCUUUGUCCUCACCUCGGUUUCUUUGGAUAAGCAAAAAGCUAUUGAUAGACUUACUGAGGCUAUUGAAGUAAUCAAGACCAAGAUUGAGGCUGCUGGUGGUAACCUUAACGUCAAGAUGGCUCCCAAGACAGUUUCUGAGACUGAUGAUGCUGAACUUGCCAAGCUUAUGGAGAAGUCUGAGGCUGAAACCCGACAAGUUGCUGGUGACGAUGAUGAGGAUUCUGAUGAAGAGGAGGAUUAA